UAAUGGGAAUAUAUAUGUAACCAUUAUUAUGCGCUCCAAACUUUGUUCAACCCCAUUCAUUCAUCUCUCUCCUUUUAAUUCUUUCAUCAACAUCAUUAAUAAUAGUUGAUUAGGUAGUUUACACAGUACGUACAAUUAUUGCAACAGGAAAACACAUAGAAGGUGCUGUGUUCUUGCAACUUCUGGAUCCGACAUUGUCCUUGUCGGACCCACAUACACAUGUUCUUCCUUCUCCCUCUCUUUUGAGUUCUUCAUUUUUUGUCCUUAUUGCAUGGAUUGGAGAGGAAGAUCAUAUCCCACCCAACAGAUCUCUCAUACAACAGACUUUUCCAUAUGUUUGUAAGUGUAUUUGCUCUUCCUUUAAGGACACAACUGUAGCUUCCUUGAAACAACCUCACGAGGAAAACCUCUCUGCAUCCAUGCCUCUCUGUGUACUAUAAAUUUUUUCUGCUUGUGGCGAUCUUCAUUGGUUUAUCAGUCUUCUUUUUCCAAACUGUUGAACCGUCCUCUUCUUCAUUUCCUCCCUACCAAGAUUUUGAGGUUCUUACAAAGACAAUUCUGAGGCUUUGAAACUUGUAUCCCUAACAACAUACAAUGGGGGGUUGCAUAUCAGUACAUGCUAAUGCAAUCAAAGCACCAAAGAAGCUCCGCAGACGGAUGACAAAACGCCGUCCAAAGAUCUCAAAUUCUGUUCCUAAUGCUAUCAUCGUGAAGAGGAAUAGCAAUGCAGGGGCCCGUGUAGCAGAUUAUUCUGUUAGCGAGUUUGUUCAUAUGGACUUCGAAAAUGGUGCAACUACUACUUGCAGGCGCUCUCAAGUUUCCAAUUCAGCAUUCCAUCUUACUCAGCUUGAAUGGCACCACAGUCUAUAUGAUACUGAUGCAAACUUUGUGAGCCAAGAAGAAACUUUUUUUGACUCAGUCAGUCUUCUGGAAUCUGAUUCAGAUGACGAGUUCAAUAGUGUUCAUGGAGAUUUCUAUGCAGAUGGUUUUCCAAUAGUAACCAGCACAGUUGGAAACAUCCCAUGUGGUCAAUUGGUCCAAUAUGGAAGAUCAACAUGUUUUACGGACAAAGGUUGCCAGUAUGAAGAAUAUCAUGAACGUUAUCUUAAAGUUGAUGGAGGCAACCAAGAGAGCUUGAAGGGAAGAGAUGAAAGUGGUUUUGGCCUUGUUGGUACACAAGGUUGCGGAUUGUCUCGCUUAGGCAAGUCUCAGGGAAGCUUCAAAGGUAUAAAAGAAUAUAAACAUGGUUUGGAAGAGAAAACUCAAGAGAAUGCACGAAGAUCAAGCCUUCAGCGGUUGGCACCUUCUAUUAGUUUCAAUGAUAAAACACCGAAUCGACCGAGCAAACGUCUGUCACAGAUUUUCAAGCUUUCUUUCAAACGAAGAUCUAGUGAUGUAGAGGAUGCACAUGAACUUGGUCAAUCAAAAAGAUAUUUGCUUCGACCCAAAGCAGGGCAUAUAAUUCCAUGUCAGAAUAAAGAAAAGCUAUCUCCUGGAUGUUGGUCUGAAAUUCCUCCCUCAACAUUUCAACUUCGUGGUGAAAGUUAUUUCAAAGACAAACGCAAGUCUCCUGCACCAAAUCAUAGUCCCUACAUUCCAAUUGGAGUUGAUCUAUUUGUCUGUCGAAGAAAGAUACAUCAUAUUGCUCGACAUCUUGAGCUUCCAAAUGUUAAAACCAAUGGGAAAAUCCCCCAACUUCUUAUUGUAAAUAUCCAGUUGCCUACAUAUCCAGCUGCAAUGUUCCUUGGUGAUAGUGAUGGAGAAGGGAUAAGUCUUGUAUUAUAUUUCAAAGUUUCUGAGACUCUUGAUGAAAACAUUUCUUCCCAGUUUCAGGAAAGCAUUAUGAGAUUAGUUGAGGAUGAGGCGGAAAAGGUCAAAGGAUUUACCAAAGAAUCGAGUGUUGCUUUUAGAGAAAGGCUAAAGAUCAUGGUAGGACUCGUCAAUCCUGAGGAUAUGUACGUGAGUUCUGCUGAAAAGAAACUAGUAAAUGCUUAUAAUGGAAAACCUGUACUCUCACGCCCACAGCACAACUUUUACAAGGGUCCUAAUUACUUUGAGAUUGAUCUGGACAUUCAUCGAUUCAGCUACAUAUCAAGAAAAGGACUUGAUGCAUUUCGAGACCGUUUGAAAGAUGGCAUUCUUGAUUUAGGCCUAACUAUUCAGGCACAGAAACAAGAAGAGCUUCCGGAGAAAGUAUUGUGCUGCCUUAGAUUGAACAAGAUUGAUCUUAGUGACAAUGGUCAAAUACCCAUGUUAAUGACUCUUGAUGGUGAAUGCUAAGGGUUUUCAGUGAAUUGGAGGGAAUAGCAUUCAGAAAAAUAAACAAUUAUAUGUAUGUAUUAGUUAACUUUGUAUAUUUCCAUGGCUGAGGAAGAGUGGCAGUUAAGGUGUUUAACUUGGAUGCAACUCAUGCAGUCAUGUAUUUUCUGUUCAGAUGUACAUUCAGAGGAUCAUAAAUUUAGUAGAUUAUUAACAUGCAUUGCCAAAUGACAUGAAAGGUACAAGUGUUUCUUUAUUAACUAUUGUAACCUGUAACCAAGUGAAAGGAAUAUUGUAUUAUUGAGUUGACAAAUGGUGCCAAUAGAUGUUUCUUUCCCUUCA
Molecule: messenger RNA, 2601 nt
Organism: Cajanus cajan (pigeon pea)
Lineage: Eukaryota; Viridiplantae; Streptophyta; Magnoliopsida; Fabales; Fabaceae
Source: RefSeq, a predicted model, not a curated record